AUGGUGUCCAAGAUCUCCAAGAGAACUCCAACAAAGUCCAUCAAAGACUGCCGUAGCAGCAGCCAGAAGCGCCGCCGCCACCGUCGUAAAUCCCCCGCUAAGAACGGCGCCGUUGCAGCCUCAUCCUCCGUCAUCGCAUCCAUCAACAAGUCUCUCUUAACCUGCCACCGCCGCCUCAUCCAGCUCUUCUCCAAGUUGGCCCGCAUCAGCACCCCGAACCGGUCCCACAAGGGCUACAAGAUCCUCACGAAAAUUCCCCAACCCGAAAACACUGUCUGCAAAUCGCUCGUGUUCGACAACGACAACCCAACGCACCUCCCACUAUUGUUAUCGCCGAAAAGGACGGUGUUUCUCGACCUGGACGAGACCCUCAUCCACUCCAAAACCGACCCAGCACCGGACCGGUUCGACUUCAUGGUGAGUCCCAGGAUCGACGGCGAAGUCGUGAACUUUUACGUACUGAAGCGCCCGGGCGUCGACGAACUACUGGCGGCGCUGGGGAAGAGAUUCGAGGUCGUUAUAUUCACGGCCGGGUUGAGAGAGUACGCGUCACUCGUGCUCGACCGACUCGACCAAGACGCAGUGAUCUCCCACCGGCUGUACCGGGAUUGGGAUUCGUGCAAGCAGGUGGACGGGAAGUUCGUAAAGGACUUAUUGGGGUUAGGGAGGGACCUGAGCCGGGUGGUGAUCGUGGACGACAACCCGAAUGCUUACGUGUUUCAGCCGGAGAAUGCGAUUCCGAUUCGACCCUUUACGGACGAUCUUGGGGACACGGAGUUGGGGAAGUUGACAGAGUUCUUUGAGGGCUCUGAUGUCUUUGAGGAUAUGAGGGAUGCUGUGAAGCAUUACGUGACGGCUAUUCAUACACUGUACUAUUUAAAUUUUGAUGGUAGAAAAUUUAUAUAAUUUCUUCUGAGUUUUAUUCUUUUUUUUGGGGGGGUGGUUUUUCCUUAAGAUAAAGAUAUAUUUAUCUUAAGUAUAAAUAAUUUUCUGUAUGAUUCAUUCACCUCUAUGUAAGUUGAAGAAGGCCCACUGAUUUACCUGUUCAUGUAGAAUGUGAGAUUGAGAUGAAAUGACAGUGAGUAUAUUUAACUUGCA
Carya illinoinensis is the source of this 1098-nucleotide messenger RNA. RefSeq names its product carboxy-terminal domain RNA polymerase II polypeptide A small phosphatase 1-like. The coding region runs from base 1 to 906 and encodes 301 amino acids. Gene Ontology annotation, molecular function: phosphoprotein phosphatase activity. The transcript has a single exon. Lineage: Eukaryota; Viridiplantae; Streptophyta; Magnoliopsida; Fagales; Juglandaceae. The record is from RefSeq and is a predicted model, not a curated record.